AUGCGCUUCCGUGGGACAUUAACAAAGGAUGCACUAGCUGUACUAUUAGAUCUAGCCCAAUCAUUUACUCGUCUAGGAUCUCAAGGUAGUAAUCAAAAGAUUAAUUGCGUAUUCACACUAACGCCCGAGACAUUUUCUAUCGCAUUUAAAAGUGGUGGCACCACUGAAGAACUUCAGAGCUUUGCCCAUUUACAAGUAGCACGUCUUUUUCAUGAUGUUAUCGUACAGUCUCAGGCAAAUAAUUCCAUUGGAUUUCAAUGUGAUAUACGACACUUUCAACAAGCUUUAUCCUCAGGAAAAGACGCAAGUGCUGUCAUGUUACGGCUGCUGAAACGAGACGGUAGAAACUUUCUCUGCCUUCGAACAAGAGCCGUGGAUAUUGAUAUUGUCCAGAGUAUUCCCAUUGAAUUAAUGGCAAUGAGCACUAUGCAACAUUAUAAAGAACCUUGUGUACCUGCACCACAAAUUGCAAUUGAAAUGCCACCAUUACGAGCUCUGCGCAGUAUUGUGGAUCGACUCAAGGUCAUGCACAAGACACUGACGGUCGAAGCAAGCAAGAUGGGUACACUUAUUCUACGUAUUGACACCCUUCCAGUUACACUACAGACGCUCUUUGCACACUUGAAGUAUCGCGGCGAUUUAUUGGAUGAAGAUGAAAACGACGACCAAGAGGAGGUUGAGACAGAAAGAAAUCGACAAGAGCAUUCUUCGAGUGUUACUGUUGAUAGCAAAGUGCUGAGCAAAGCGAUUCUAGCUGAUGGACAGUCGACAGAAUCCAUACUGUGCUGUAUUACGGAGAAUAGAGCGAUGGUGCUGCAUUCCAUUCUUAAAGACGCGUUUGGGUCUUUCACGUGUUACAUUCCGGUGCUUACGCCAGAUCUCUAA
Molecule: messenger RNA, 885 nt
Organism: Peronospora belbahrii
Lineage: Eukaryota; Oomycota; Peronosporomycetes; Peronosporales; Peronosporaceae
Source: the annotation of a GenBank genome assembly